UCUGGAGACAUUUAUGGAGAUACAGAGUCGUCCAGUAUUAAUAUAAGACCAUGCAACAACACAGAUUAUAUGAACGCAGUUCCGAAAAGGUCUCAGCAAAGACUGAAGCACAGCGAGAUCCAGGAUCGUUCUGGGGGUCAUAACCAUGGUCCCUACAAACUGGCUGUGGUGUUUCUUGGGCUGCUGUGUGUUCUCCUUUUGGCUGCCCUGAUAUGGCUGUACAUCAAAACUGAAGAGGCAAGGCUUAGGUUAGAAACUAACAUCAGUGCCAUGGCUGGCGAGCGAGAUAAACUACGGCUUUGGAAACUUGAAUCAGAUGACCUGAAGAGAAUUAAAAGUCAUGCAGUGGAUGUGACUCUGGAUCCUGACACAGCACAUGCCUCCCUCAUCCUGUCUGCUGAUGGGAAACAAGUGAGACAUGGCGACACACGACAGAAUGUCGCUGACAACCCCAAAAGGUUCAGUCUUGUUGUAAAUGUCUUGGGAAAACAGGGCUUUUCCACGGGCAAAUUCUACUAUGAGGUUCAGGUCAAGGGGAAGAUUGAGUGGACCUUAGGAGUGGGCAGAGAGUCCAUGAUCAGGAAGGGAAAAAUAACUUGGAGCCCUGAGAAUGGAUACUGGACAAUAUGGCUGCGUAAUGGGACUGAGUAUAAGGCAUUGGACAGUACCCGUGUUCUCCUCUCCCUGAAAGAGAAGCCCCAGAGGGUGGGGGUGUUUGUGGAUUAUGAGGCAGGUCUGGUCUCCUUUUAUGAUGCAGACUGUUGGUAUCAUCUCUACUCUUAUGCUAAUGUUACCUUCACUGAGAAACUUUACCCAGUCCUCUGUCCUAAUCUUAAUCAUGGAGGAAAGAACUCCGCUCCUCUUAUCAUCUCCUCAGUUCAUAUCUGCCCUAUUAAGUAAUGUAUAAUGAUGGUGUACUGUAUGUUUUAUUAAAGUCAGAAUUGAGCAGUUUAUUACCUCCGCCAAGGAGGUUAU
Messenger RNA from Sardina pilchardus (European sardine), 975 nucleotides. Its product is annotated as erythroid membrane-associated protein-like. NCBI's taxonomy places the organism in Eukaryota, Metazoa, Chordata, Actinopteri, Clupeiformes, Clupeidae. The coding region runs from base 70 to 900 and encodes 276 amino acids. Gene Ontology annotation, cellular component: cytoplasm. Gene Ontology annotation, molecular function: ubiquitin protein ligase activity; protein binding. The record is from RefSeq and is a predicted model, not a curated record. Gene Ontology annotation, biological process: protein ubiquitination. The transcript is spliced from 4 exons.